GGUUUUGUACUUUAGAUUGAUGAACAGCAGGUGGAUCCAAAUACCAAAAGUUUGAUUUAUUAAUACUACUGUUUAAGAUUAUUAAAUAUUAUGGGGGGUUUUGAUGUCAACUGUUGUUAUUAAUUAAUUAGAUUUUGUUGUAAUGAUCUUUGGAUGGAAUGAGUACCAGCAGAUAUUACUUCAGAUGCAUUGAUUUUGCUUUUUAUUUUUCCCGGGCAUUUUUUGUGAUCUUUUGCAAAACUUUCCUGAAAAUCUGUUCAGAUCUGGACUUUUCUUCUGAUGAAAGCUUUUGCCAUUAAAAGAUACCGGGAUUUUCAAGAACUUUAACUGAAGGCUUCUUUUCUUUCACCUUUUUGGUUGAAGUGAUCAUGUGAUGUAUUGUUUUCCCAGUUAGCUUUAAUUACAUCCUACAUGUGAGGAAAAAAUUGUGGUCUAGUUAUCUUCAUCCAUGUGUUCAAUUUGAUGGAGUUGGAAGACCAGGAUGUGUUAGCAGUUCCCUGUUUAUAUAUGUUGCUAAAUUUCGUGUUUCGGUGGAGAAGACGGCGAUUGUCGGGGUUUUGAAGCUUUAAGUUGAAUUCUGUUCGUGAUUCUGUGGUCUCUCUGCGAAUUUGGCGUGGUUUCGUUUGGUGUUGUGCAGGCUGAGACGAUGAUGAUGUUUGAUGACAUGGGGUUUUGUGGGGAUCUUGAUUUCUUUUCCUCUGCUCCUAUAAAGGGCGCGGAAGUGUGUGCUCCUCAGGCUGUUGAGGUGGAGCCAGUGGUAGAUGAUGAUUACACAGAUGAGGAGAUUGAUGUGGAUGAGCUUGAAAGGAGGAUGUGGAGGGACAAGAUGCUGCAUAAACGGCUGAAGGAGAUGAAUAAGGGGAAAGUAGGUGUGACUGAUGCCGCAAAGCAACGGCAGUCACAAGAGCAGGCAAGGAGGAAGAAGAUGUCGAGGGCGCAAGAUGGGAUCUUGAAGUACAUGUUGAAAAUGAUGGAAGUAUGCAAAGCUCAAGGCUUUGUUUACGGAAUCAUUCCGGAGAAAGGCAAGCCGGUGAGUGGGGCAUCAGACAAUCUCAGGGAGUGGUGGAAGGAGAAGGUCCGAUUUGAUCGGAAUGGACCGGCUGCUGAGGGUGUGAACCCCAUUGGUCCAACUCCGCACACGUUGCAGGAGCUCCAAGACACGACUCUUGGUUCAUUGUUAUCGGCUCUGAUGCAGCACUGCGAUCCUCCUCAGAGACGGUUUCCGUUAGAGAAAGGCAUCCCACCUCCUUGGUGGCCGAGUGGGAAGGAAGAAUGGUGGCAUCAGUUGGGCUUGCAGAAGGAUCAAGGGCCGCCUCCUUACAAGAAGCCUCAUGAUCUGAAGAAGGCGUGGAAAGUGGGGGUUCUGACAGCAGUCAUCAAGCAUAUGUCUCCCGAUAUUGCUAAGAUUCGGAAGCUUGUUAGGCAGUCGAAGUGCUUGCAGGACAAGAUGACGGCCAAGGAAAGUGCUACUUGGCUGGCCAUCAUCAACCAGGAGGAAGCUUUGGCGCGAGAACUCUACCCUGACCGCUGUCCUCCUUUGUCCUCGUCAGGUGGCAGUGGAGCAUAUGCUAUGAAUGAUAGCAGUGAGUAUGAUGUUGAAGUGGCUGACGAGGAGUCGAACUUUGAUGUGCAAGAGCAAAAACCUAAUCCCCUUGGUUUGUUGAAUAUCGGGAUUGACAGGUUCCAAGAUAGAUUUCCGGUUCAACAACAAUCUCAUGCCAUCAAGGAUGAAGCAAGUGCUAACUUGGAGUUCUCCAGGAAGAGAAAAUCGGACAAAGAACUGAAUGCGAUGAUGGAUCAGAAGAUAUAUACAUGUGAGUAUCUUCGAUGCCCGCAUGGUGAACUUCGUCAUGGUUUUCAUGACAGAACUUCAAGAGACAAUCAUCAAUUCUCUUGCCCUUACAAGCAUUCUUCCGAGUUUAGGGCUUCAAACUUCAACAUAAACGAAGUGAAGCCAAUCAUUUUUCCUCAAUCUUUCGUCCAGCCAAAGCCGGAUCCUCUGCCUUCUAAUCCACCUGCUCCUUCCUUUGAUCUUUCGGGACUUGGAGUUCCAGAAGACGGGCAGAGGAUGAUCAACGAGCUUAUGUCGCUCUAUGACAACAAUGUUCAAGGAAACUCAAAUAUGGGCAACGGCACAGCUACAAAGGAGAAGUCUCUUCAGCACCGCAACGGCCAAUACCAACCAGACGGCUACCUUCGUGGUCAAGGAAUGAACAUAUUUGAAGACAACAACAUACCUAAUAAUCCAUCAAUAUUCAGUCCGCCAGAUCGUUUUGACCAGUGCAAGGUUAUGAAUUCGCCUUUCAGCUCCAACCCUGCUGAAAAUUUCCAGCUGAUGUUUAGUUCCCCAUUCAACGUACCAUCCAUCGAUUAUACAGAAGCAUUUCCAGGAGUUCCAAGGGAUAACCUGCCGAAGCAAGAUGUCACCAUCUGGUACUAAGAAGAACAUCACGGCCCCUACCGUGUAGCAGUCAGCAUUCGAGGUCUCUGAGACAAGUUCACAAACACAAUAGCUCUCAUCCUCAUAAGGUGGAAUUUUAUCACCUAUGCUGUCUUAGUUAGUUUCUUAUGGUAUUCCUAUUACCUUGUAGAGUUGUAGAGGUUUUAUGUUGAACAUGGCUUGUAAUAAACAAGUUAAGGUUGCAUAUAGCCUAGUCUCUCAAGACACUUUACCAUGCUAUGCUAAUAGCACAAGACCCUUCAUAGAUGUUAUACACA
Messenger RNA from Sesamum indicum (sesame), 2718 nucleotides. It is a transcript of the gene EIL2, whose product is annotated as ETHYLENE-INSENSITIVE3-like 2. Gene Ontology annotation, molecular function: DNA-binding transcription factor activity; DNA binding. Gene Ontology annotation, cellular component: nucleus. NCBI's taxonomy places the organism in Eukaryota, Viridiplantae, Streptophyta, Magnoliopsida, Lamiales, Pedaliaceae. The record is from RefSeq and is a predicted model, not a curated record.